Saccostrea cuccullata (small rock oyster) is the source of this 3789-nucleotide messenger RNA. RefSeq lists its product as uncharacterized. Gene Ontology annotation, cellular component: cytosol. The transcript is spliced from 13 exons. NCBI's taxonomy places the organism in Eukaryota, Metazoa, Mollusca, Bivalvia, Ostreida, Ostreidae. Gene Ontology annotation, molecular function: NF-kappaB binding. The coding region runs from base 67 to 3456 and encodes 1129 amino acids. Gene Ontology annotation, biological process: cellular response to tumor necrosis factor. The record is from RefSeq and is a predicted model, not a curated record.
GUGCAUCGUGACCAUUGACUUGUUAGUACUUCCUUCUGCAGGAUUUAACAACUAAGACGCAAAAUAAUGUGGCAUAUUUCCCUUGUUGUUAUCCUUUUAGGAACAGCGAAGUUUGGUCUCGUAAGGACUACCUGUUUAGCUUCAGUUCCAACAAUUCACUACGUAACAUCCUGUCCCAGUAAUGAAAAGUCAUGGAAAGAAGCAGAGCUUAAAAAGAAUUGUGAAAGUUUAGCCAAUAUUCAGCAAUGUGUUAAAGAGCCUUCGAACUUUACGUACCAUUGUCUUGUGAAUCGCUAUUUGAAUGCAACAUUAGAGGUGUGUGCACCGAUCCGUUUUGUGUCAGGUUAUUGUGCCGAUUUCGAUACCAUACAAAAUAAAGUGACGGAAAACCAUAACAUUGAUUGCACAAAGCUUGAACCUGCAUGUCCCAAAAGAUAUGUAUCUACAGAUGUUUAUAAAUACCCAUCAUGCUACAAAUUAAAGGAGAAUAAUCAAAGCUUUGAAAAGACCACUCAUUCAUCUCAAAUCAGUAGGAAAGAAACUAACAACAACUAUGACGACCGAACUUUAUCUGUUGAUCACAGUAUCUUGCAAGAGUCUUCAACAUCAAUUUUUGUGUACAAGAAAAUGGAUACAAGAUCCACGAAUAAUGCUGUCAUUGCGAUGGGAGCUGUCUUACCUUUAUUUGUUGCCAUUAGUAUUUAUUUUGCUGUGAAAAAAAUUCGAAAGAUGUUCAAAACCCAUAAGAUGUCAAAGAAUCCACUACAUGAUGCAAAAGUGCAUAGAUAUGAUGAAGAGGAGAAUCUAGAGCUAUGUCCUAAAGGAAAUGCUGUUAGUGAGAAAUUGGAUGGAGAGGAAGACGAUGCCGCGUACAAUAAAGAAGGAAAGACAGAACAAUAUUAUAGACUUGUACCGAAAGACAGAAGUAACCUUAGGGAAGAUGGUGGUGAUCCUACCGAAAUGCUUGCUUCUUUGAACAAAGAUAUGACAGACCGAUUUUUUGAUAAUGCCAGGUCAGCAGACAGCUUCUACGAAGAAACAAAAGUAUACAAAAUAGUCGAAAAUUUAUUUAACACGAAAAAGGUAGUCAUAUUAACAGGACCUCCUGGAUUCGGAAAGACACAAACAGCAAUCCACUUGAUAAUGCCUUACAAGAAGAUGAAGUGGGAAAUACGUAAAGUAGAAAGUUACUUUGAGCUUAACUACAUUGACUGUACAAAAAAUACAAUUAUUUUUAUAGAUAACAUUUUCUGUGGUAAAUUGAAUGAAUAUGCAGAAUGGAUGAAUCCUCUUGAGAGACUUGACAGAAUUAUUAGAGGUAUGUGUAACAACUGCAGUAAAUCGGAGAACAACGGAGGAGCAAUAAGAGUAGUCAUUACUGCAAAAUCAGAUAUCAUUGAUGAGGCGUGUGAUUUAAUGAAGAAAAGGGGAAUAUUCAGGGAGGAUUAUAUCAUAAAUCUUUCAGAAGAACAAUACGAAUUGGAAAAUGAAGAGAAAAAGAGAAUACUGCGAAAACAAAUCGAAUAUGCAAAUCAAGAAAAGAAAAUUAAAUCUCCUGAUUUGACGGAUUCUUUCUGGGAAAAGGUCACAAAAGCUAGGGCACCUAUUGGAUUCCCUUUGUGUGCUCAUUUAUUUGCAUUUGAAGAGACAUACCACAGAAAAAGGGAAGAUUUCUUUUUGUGGCCGACGCAAGCUGUCCUGAAGAAAAUCGAAGAUGUAAUAGAAAAUGACAAAACUAAUAGAAAAAAAACUUUGCUCUUAUUUUUACUUCUUUUAAAAAUACACAAUAGAAACAAAGACCAGGAAUCAAAAUAUAAGCCAGAACUCGAGAGUGAAAAAAAGUGUGCCGAUUUUCUGAAGAAGAAAUGUGGGCUUCGAGAUUACUUUCAGCCUCUUAACUUUAAAGAUUUACAAUCCAUUGCUUCGGAAAUGUCUUUCGUACGUGAAACUGAUGAAAAAUCCUAUCAAUUUACUCACCAGAGUGUCUUUGAUGCUGUAGAGUGUUAUUUUUUCCGAACAUUCCCGUUUAAAUGCAUUGCGCUUCUCCCACUUGAGGUAAUAGAGCGACAAACAAAUGACAAAGAGGAUCUAACUUGGUUGAGAGAUGAUCACUUCAAAUAUCUGGUUCAACGAUUUAUUACUGAGGUGAAGAAUGGAAGGAUUUCGCGUAUCUGUGAAUGUGAUAUUUUGAAAAGGACAGAGUUUAUUCAUUUUUUUCUUGAGGCAGUUGCAUCCCUUGGUGACAAGGAUCUAGUUAAUUUUUUUGCUACGAAAAGUCAGACAUUUCCUAAGCUACCAAUCCUUUUCUGGCUGGGGCGCAGUGAAAAUACACAUCUUUUGGAAAAGCUCCUUUCAGUCAUCGAAAAGCGGGAAAAUAAAGAUAUCAAUUCCGAGGAUCAUAUUUAUUAUUCCUUAUACGGAGAAUGCACAAAAAGAGAUCCAACAUCAAUAGGUCGCUUAACGGAUAGUGAACCUAAUGAUACAUGUAUUAAAGAUAGGGUUCUGUCCUUCAAGGACAACACAGAUAACACUAUUCUCCAUAUUGUAGUAAAGUCUGCUAGAGAGGACGAUUUUGCUAGCUGCACUGUCAAAAAAUUAAUAAAUGACCGGGAAGAUAUUAUAAAUGCGUGUAACAGAUACCGGAUGACUCCAUUGAUGCUUGCUGUUACUUUGCCCUUCAGUCGACAACGUGUCAUCGAGGUAUUAGUGAAUAACAACUGUGCGGUCGACAGUAAAGACCGUAAUGAAAAUUCUGUCUUUCAUUGCUGUGUUGAUGCAGAUACAGAUGACUUCACUUGUGCGAGUAUUAUAAAUAUUGUUUUAGGAACCAAGGAAAGAGUGGAUUUAUCUAUGUGCAACACACAUGGCUUAACUGCUUUAAAUCUAGCUUGUGAAAACACCAAAUACAGUAGAAUUUUAAGCAUAUGUAAAUUACUCUACCAUGGCUAUAACGCCGAACAAAACGACAACAAAUAUAGAGAAAUAGCGCUGGUAGAUAAAUUAGAUAAUGAAGGGAAGAAUCCGAUUUUCAACGCCAUUUCAUGUUUAACAGGUGAAGAUGAAUUAGUUGAAAUAGAGCGCCUACUUCGAGUUUGUAUCUUGUUACUGUAUGGCGCUGAUCCAUACCUAAAAAGUGAUGACGCUGAUAGGUCUGCUUUUGAUUUGUGCAAGGAAAAAUGCUACGGAGACUUGGCGGCGAUCAUGAAAUCAAUACCAAAUAGCAAUAAAAAUGAUAUAAACGAACUGACCGAAUCUCGUAUGCUCGAAGCUCUAAACAAGGGGAUAAAGCGACUCUCAAAAAACCAUACCACUGGAGACCAAUUGAACAUCACCAUAAAAUUCCCCCCAAAGAUACCAGAUGAAAUGACGAAAUGUUUAGCUAGUGCUAUUCAGUAUAUGGCAAAGAAACCAUUGAUUAGAAGCUCAAAAAACGAAAACGAAACUUUGAACAAUUGAGAAAGCACAGAUUUUUAUUCUUUAUGUGGAUAAAAUAGUCAAAUGUAAUCAACUCCGUCUUGAAUCGACUCACCACUGGCAGUCUCUACAUAUUUUACCAGUCGGAGAACUGUCUACUCUGACGUUGCAAUACAAUGAUUGAAUAAUGCUGCUGAGAGUUUACAUAUUAUUUUUACCUUUACUACUACUACUUCUACUACUACUACUACUACUACUACUACUACUACUUCUACUACUACUACAACUACUACUUAUUCUACUACUACAACUACUACUGCUACUACUACUACCACUACUACUACUACUACUACUACUUCUACUACUACUACUACU